Messenger RNA from Drosophila subobscura, 1023 nucleotides. It is a transcript of the gene mRpL2, whose product is annotated as 39S ribosomal protein L2, mitochondrial. Gene Ontology annotation, cellular component: ribosome. Gene Ontology annotation, biological process: cytoplasmic translation. The transcript is spliced from 2 exons. The record is from RefSeq and is a predicted model, not a curated record. NCBI's taxonomy places the organism in Eukaryota, Metazoa, Arthropoda, Insecta, Diptera, Drosophilidae. Gene Ontology annotation, molecular function: RNA binding; structural constituent of ribosome. Bases 49 to 942 code for a protein of 297 amino acids.
GCACUUCUUUUGUAACAGGUCAAUUCCGAAUUUUUGUUUUCUGUGAAAAUGCAAAGUCUGACGCGCUUGCUGAACUCCGCCCUUACGCUGCAGCCGCCUCAGCGGGCCGUCUCGGCAGCACUGGCGCUGCAACAGAUGCGUACCAAAACCAAAGUCGUUGAGAAACCACGGCCCGGAGCCGGCCAGCAGUUCCGCCGGAUUGUGCACUUCCCCGAGGAGUACACGGUGUCGCCGCUGAAGAUUACACACUUGGCAGGCCGCGACCCGGUCAGCGGUCGGAUGGUGGCCAAGGGAAUCGGCGGUGGCAUCAAACAACAGUAUCGCUGGGUCAAGUGGGUGCGUGAUGGACCGGGCGAGGGAGCGCCGCAGGAGGAGCUCGUCGUGGAGAUACUGCGCGACGGUUGCCGGACAGCCAAGGUAGCUCUGGUAGCGGUGGGCGACGAGCUUAAAUACAUCCUGGCCACGGAGAACAUGAAGGCGGGCGACGUGCUAAAAACUUCUCGCGUCAUUCCCCGUAUUCCCGUGCGACCCAAUGAAGGCGAUGCCUACCCGCUGGGUGCCCUGCCCGUGGGCACCCGCAUCCACUGCCUCGAGAAGAAUCCUGGCCAGCAGUGCCAUCUUAUCCACGCCGCCGGCACCUUCGGGACGAUUUUGCGAAAGUUCGAUGACAAGGUCGUGGUUCAGUUGCCCUCCAAGCGGGAGUUCGCCUUCGACCGCAUCUGCAUGGCCACCGUGGGUCGCCUCUCGAAUCCCGAGCACAACAAGGAGCACGUGGGCAGUGCCCAACGUAUGCGCGAGAUGGGCAACCGCCCACGGUCGGGUCUGUGGAAGCGUAAAGAGGGCAAGCACGGCCGCAAGAUACGCCGCCUGCCACCCAUGACCACAAUCGCCCCGCCGCCAACCGCCAAGCAGGAAGCCAUCCAGUUGACGCUAAACCUUUGAAGCAUUUUAUGUCUAUAGAGUCAUGUCCCAGGUCCAGGCCGAGGGGAACAUUAUAAAACUAGAGCUAAGAGUUACAAGCUA